AUGACAAAGGGCACAACGAGCAGUUCAAACAAUGGCAAGACAACCAAAGCCAGCGUCUCCUCUGGAUCAGGGGGGGAUCCCGGCAAAGGCAAGACAAUGCUUCUGUGCGGUAUUAUUGACGAAUUGACCCAAUCCAUCGGGGUCAAUGCGAAUAUAUCCUUCUUUUUCUGCCAAUCUACCGAUGUGCGAAUCAAUAAUGCCACGGCUGUCCUCCGUGGCUUGAUUUAUUCACUAGUUGAGAAGCGGCCAUCUCUUCUCUCCCAUGUACGGAGCCGCUACGAUCAAGCGGGGAAGACACUGUUUGAGGAUAUAAAUGCUUGGAAUGCUCUCUCAAAAAUCUUCACCGACAUAUUGAGAGAUUCGACCUUACAGAAUACUUAUUUAGUGAUCGAUGCCCUCGACGAAUGCGCAAUAGACCUCCCUUUCCUUCUGGACUUGAUUGUCCAAGAAUCAUGCACCCACUCGCACGUGAAGUGGAUUGUUUCGAGCCGCAACUGGCCUGAUAUUGAAGAGCAUCUAGAUACUGCAACUCAAAUAGCGCCAAUCUCAUUGGAGUUAAAUGAGGUGUCUGUAUCUGAGGCUGUGAAGAAGUUCAUUCAGCACAAGGUUCAAAAAUUGGUUACAGAUAAAGGGUAUAACGAUAAAAUUCGUGAUAUGGUCUACUAUCACUUAUUAUCACACUCGCAAGGCACUUUUCUAUGGGUGGCCCUGGUCUGUCAGGAUCUUAACAGAACAUCGCGGAGACAUGUCCUCAAGAAGCUUAAGGAUUUACCCCCUGGAUUGAAUGCUUUAUACAGUCGAAUGAUUGAUCAGGUUCGAAAGUCGGAAGAUGCUGAGUUAUGCAAGCAAAUACUGGCUACCAUGUCAAUAGUGUAUCGGCCUAUUACUCUUGACGAAUUGACCGCCCUGGUGAAAAUACCUAAUGAUGUCUCUGGUGACCACAAAGAUUUAUUGGAGAUUAUCGCAAUUUGUGGCUCGUUUCUGACUUUGCGUGAAGAGACCAUUGUUUUCGUACACCAGUCUGCCAAGGAAUUUCUACUUGAAAAGGCGCGAAUCGAAUUAUUCCCAGGAGACAAGGAAGCCGCACAUCUUGCAAUUUUCGCGCGAUCUCUGCAAACGAUAUUCAAGACACUUCGACGUAACAUCCUUGGCGUUGCGAAUCUUGGAACUUCGACUAAGGAAUUCAUACAGCUAAGUCCGAAUCCUUUAGCGGCUGUAAAAUACGCGUGUGAGUAUUGGAUUGAUCACCUUCAGGAAGGUUGGUCUGGUAAAGUUAAGGAUCACAGCCUUAAUAAUGGAGGAUGCGUGGAUCGUUUCCUGCGGCAAAAUUACCUUCACUGGCUCGAAAGUCUUGGGAUUUUGGGUAGCGUGCCACAAGGCAUAAAGGCUAUGCUGAAGCUGGAGGAGUUACUCCAGAAAAGAGGAAAGUCAGAGGCCCUGUUAGACCGAGUUCAAGAUGCGUCCCGCUUCAUUCGAUACUACAGCCAAGGAAUCGAAAGUAGCCCCCUUCAAGUAUACAGCUCAGGGCUUAUCUUUAGCCCAACUCGGUGUAUCACGAGGACAUGUUAUCAGAAAGAGAAAUCAGAUUGGAUUUUGAAUAGCCCCGUGAUAGGUGAGAGCUGGAGUCUAUGUCUUCAAACACUCGAGGGACAUAGUAGUUCGGUCACCUCGAUUGCCUGGUCUCCAAAUGGGAGCCGACUCACAUCAGCGUCGGAUGACAAUACCGUCAAAAUCUGGGAGCCGACUACAGGCCAGUGUACAUUUACACUUGAAGGGCAUGUUAGCCUAGUUAUCUCAAUUACCUGGUCUCCAGAUGGAAGCCGAAUCGCAUCAGCGUCGCAUGAUAACACCGCCAGGAUCUGGGACCCGGUUACCGGCCAGUGCAUAUCUAUCCUCGAGGGGCAUAGUGGCCUGGUCAGAUCGAUAUUUUGGUCCCCAGAAGGAAGCCGAAUCGCAUCAGCAUCGCAUGAUAACACCGCCUGGAUCUGGGACCCGGUUACCGGCCAGUGCAUAUCUAUCCUCGAGGGGCAUGGUAGUUCGGUCACCUCGAUUGCCUGGUCUCCAAAUGGGAGCCGACUCACAUCAGCGUCGGAUGACAAUACCGUCAAAAUCUGGGAUCCGACAACAGGCCAGUGUAUAUUUACAUUUGAAGGGCAUAGUAGCCUAGUUAUCUCAAUUCCUUGGUCUCCAGAUGGAAGCCGACUCGCAUUAGCGUCGCAUGAUAACACCGCCAGGAUCUGGGAUCCAGUUACCGGCCAGUGUAUAUCUAUCCUCGAGGGGCAUAGUCGUGUGGUUAGCUCGAUUGUCUGGUCCCCAGAAGGAAGCCGACUCGCAUCAGCGUCUUAUGAUAAAACCGUCAGGAUCUGGGAUUCAGCUACCGGCCAGUGCACGUCUACGCUCGAGGGACAUAGUCGCUCGGUCAGCUUGAUUGCCUGGUCCCCAGAUGCAAAUCGACUCGCAUCAGUGUCGUAUGAUAACACUAUCAGGAUCUGGGAUUCAGCUACCGGCCAGUGCAUAUAUAUCCUUGAGGGCCAUAGUAGCUUGGUCAGCUCGAUUGUCUGGUCCCCAGAAGGAAGCCGACUCGCAUCAGCGUCUUAUGAUAAAACCGUCAGGAUCUGGGAUUCGGCUUCCAGUCAGUACACAUCCACCCUUCAGGAGUAUAGCAGUCGGGUCAUAUCUAUUGUUUGGUCCCCAGAUGGAAGCCAACUCGCAUCAGCGUCGGAUGAUAAUAUCGUCAGGACCUGGGAUCCAGCCACCGGCCAGUGCACAAUUACACUCAAGGGGCAUAGUAGUUCGGUCACCUCGAUUGUCUGGUCCCCAGAAGGAAGCCGACUCACAUCAGCGUCGGGUGAUAAUACCGUCAAAAUCUGGGAUCCGACCACAGGCAAGUGCAUAUUUACACUCGAAGGGCAUAGUAGCCUAGUUAUCUCAACUACUUGGUCUCCAGAUGGAAGCCGACUCGCAUCAGCGUCGCAUGAUAACACCGCCAGGAUCUGGGACCCGGCUACCGGCCAGUGUAUAUCUAUCCUCCAGGGACAUAGUAACUGGGUUAUCUCGAUUACCUGGUCUCCAGAUAGAAGCCGACUGGCAUCAGCGUCACAUGAUAAUACCGCCAGGAUCUGGGACCCGACUACCGGCCAGUGCAUAUCUAUCCUCGAGGGCCAUAGUAACUGGGUUAUCUCGAUUGCCUGGUCCCCGGAUGGAAGCCGACUGGCAUCAGCUUCGGGUGACAAUACCGUCAAAAUCUGGGACCCGACCACCGGCCAGUGCACGUCUACGCUCGAGGGACAUAGUAGCUCGGUCACCUCGAUUGCCUGGUCCCCAGAUGGAAGCCGACACGCAUCAGCGUCGGAUGAUAACACUGUCAGGAUCUGGGAUUCGGCUACCGGCCAGUGCACAUUCACUUUUAAUGUUUGUGCAUUCAACUUUAAUGAUAAUUUCCCCCGUCAAUCCGUCCAGUUCAAUAGAACAAUGCCCAACCAUCUUCACACAAACGUCGGCACAUUCAAUCUAGGAUCUCCCGACCCUGUUGCGUCUAGCCCCUGUCAUUUUACUUUACCAGGGAAAUAUGGAUAUGGCUUAGGCGAUGGUGCUUCAUGGAUAACCUAUAACGGAUUUAACCUGUUGUGGCUGCCUGCGGAGUAUCGACCGUCCAAACCCUCCUUAUUUGCUAUAUCUGAAACAACGGUGGCGAUUGGCUGCUCAUCGGGUCGUGUCAUAUUCCUCGCACUCUCAGAGUGA
Molecule: messenger RNA, 3741 nt
Organism: Penicillium manginii
Lineage: Eukaryota; Fungi; Ascomycota; Eurotiomycetes; Eurotiales; Aspergillaceae
Exons: 3
Coding region: 1-3741 (1246 amino acids)
Molecular function (GO): protein binding
Source: RefSeq, a predicted model, not a curated record